UGGUCGUUCACUUGUGUUUAUUGCUCGGCUGGAAUGUUUCUACGUCAACGCAUGCGCCCGAGAUCCUUCCGCAUCUUCGUAUCUAUAGCAACACCAGUACACAAGCGCCGACACGUCAUGGUCCGCAUCAGUGAGGAUCUGAUCCGCCGCAGAGCAGAGCACAAUAAUGGCGAGAUCUUUUCCCUGGAGGAGGUUUCCCUCCAUCAGCAGGACAUUGAGAGGAUCGAGCACAUUCACAAUUGGUGCAGAGACCUCAGAAUCCUUUACUUACAAAACAACCUCAUCCCUAAGAUAGAAAAUGUGAGCAAACUAAAGAAGCUGGAAUAUUUAAAUUUGGCACUAAACAACAUUGAAGUCAUUGAGAAUUUAGAAGGCUGUGAGAGUUUACAGAAACUGGACCUCACAGUGAAUUUUGUGGGUAAGCUGAGCAGUGUUGAGUCUCUAAAGCACAACCUUCAUCUUAGAGAGCUCUACCUGGUUGGGAACCCCUGUGCUGAAUUCCAGGGAUACAGACAGUGUGUAAUUGCCUGUCUCCCUCAGCUACAGUGGCUGGAUGGGAAAGCAAUCGGACGAGCUGAGCGUAUCCAGGCCUUACAAGAACUGGAUGUAGUGCGAAAGCGCAUCAUAGAGCAGGAGGCGGCGUACUGGGAGAAGAGAGAGAAGCAAAAAAUGAAUGGCUUAAGAGAAACGGAAGACCAAGGGCAAAUACAGAACCAUACUCAAAUAAACCAGUGAGUUGGUCACUAAGACACAAACUGGAAUGACUCACCAGAAUCAGACGAAGAAAAUAAGGAAAGGGAAUUCUGGGAAAAGCCAUGCGCAUUUACACCAGAGUCCAGACUAGAAGCCCAUCGCCAUCUGGAGGAAAAGAAAAAGACAAAGGAGAGAGUGAGAGAGAACCAUGAAGCCAAAACUCCCAGAUCUCUGAUCACUGCAGAUGGACGAGUGCUGAACCUCAACGAGCCCAAGUUGGACUUUAGUCUUACAGACGAUGAGAACAACAACUGCAUGCUCUUGGACUUACAUGUAUACAGACAUCUGGACACCUCACUGUUGGAUGUGGACGUUCAGCCAACGUACGUAAGAGUGACCAUCAAAAGAAAGGUGUUCCAGCUGGUUUUGCCUGUAGAAGUUAAACCCGACAGCAGCACAACCAAGAGAUCCCAAACCACCGGCCACCUGCUCCUCACACUUCCCCUGGCACAGGGAGAUAUCAAACCAAAGAAACACAUUGCUAAACCAAACAGCACUAGCGGUGAGCCAAAAACAGAGAAAAACAAGACAAGGAUGUCGCGUGGGCGAGAAUUAUUGGAGGUGGAUCCCAGUAAAAGUCUGGCUGGGAAUCUGGCCAACAUUGUUUCCAAAGGAAAAGAUAUUUCUCACCAACCACAGCAGGAAUUACAGGCACAUCAGCAUUGUGGCUUUGAGGAGAGGCCUGUGUCAAAAGACUUUGUGGAUGAUCCAGAAGUGCCUCCGCUCAUGUGAGGAAGGGAGAGGGAAGAGAAUAUAUGCUAUGCUAUGACACAGCAAGAGAGCAUAAGUGAUAAUCACACACUGCUGAGCUUGUGGAAGUAUGUGUGAUGAAAUAUAUUUAGCUCAUCUCAUUAGACAUAGUCGAGCAGAUGAGUAACUGUCAGUAUCAUUACAGCGUACUGAAUAUUUCAAUGCUAAAGUUUUGUCAUCUGUGUGUGUGUGUGUGUGUGUGUGUGAGAAAGACCAGUCAUAUUUGCCAGCCAUAAUGAAGUCAUAGUUCACCCAAAAAUAAAAUUCUGUCAGUAUUUACUCACCCUCUUGUCAUUUUAAACCUCGUUGACUAAACGAUGACAGCAUUUAUUUUUGGGUGAAGUAUCUCUUUAAUGUCGCUGAAGUUUAGCAACAAGCCUAAAGAUGAUGGUCAAUGGCACCCAAACCCAUGACGUUGACAUUACUUGCUCAAACUCAACCAUUCAAGCUACAGGAACUACAUUAAAAAGUAAAAGACCAGAAAAAUGCUCAAGUUUUGGUCUGAUCGUGUUUCACUUUAAAUGCAGUUAUGUUCACAGGUCCGUGUGAGUGUUUGGUUCAGAGAUAGAAAAUGUCAUUACCCUGGUAUGAAAACAGUGGAAGUGUGUGCGAUAUCCUCGCUAAUGUGGUGAAACACACUUGUGUGUGUGCAAAAGAGGUCAGACACAUGCAGAACUGCCAACCGAUGAGAUCAUGCUGCCUCAGUAUUUCUAUUUUCUGGAGAGCAAGCAUAUUAGGUGCACACAACUUAAACACACACACCAAAGGUCAAACACAGUUUUCGGAGCUGACACUUUUUUCAAUGUUUCAAUGUUUCAUUCUUCAGUGUUGAAGGUUGUGUUCUUUCCCCUGAUGUUUUAUGUGUCUGCAGGUGAAUUAUCGGGAUGUGCAGAUGGGCUUUGCUGGUUUCAUUUCCCCCUUUAUUAAAAACUCCUGUCAGAAGAUGAGUAAUUUAUUUUGCUGCUGACAUUUAAACACCCCUGUGCUUCGCUGGACUAAAUCUUAUAAAAGCAAUUUAAGAGAUACUUUGGAUAAUGCAGUAAACCAUUACACAUUACACAUCAAAGAGCAUCAUUUCUAAAUUUAAUAACUCAUGCUUCACAGGUUUGAAAUAUAUUUAAAAUGAGAUCAAAUGUCAGAGACCCCUUGCGAGGAUGCUUUUAUUUAUCAUAUUCUAAUGUCAUAUAAUAUUUGAUCACACAUAGGGUUAAGAGCAUAAUAAUUAGUUAAAAAAGUUAAACUACAAACUAAUCUUCUGUAUAGGACUUAACAAAGCUAAUGUCACAGAUUUGCUUAUUCAAAUAGAAACAUCAAAAUAAUGAUUUUUCAAGUCAAAUGUUCUGUUCAGAUUUGUAUGACUUUUUAUAUGUAGGGUUUCUUUUGAAUGGUCUCAGACUUUUGACCCCCACUCUAUGCCAGUGAAAAUUUACUAUUAAAGGGUUGAUUUGAAGUGUUUUAUUUGAUUCAUGUACUGUGUUUGCAUGAAAACUGGCGUUAUCAUAUGGACAAUUCAGUUCCAGUGUCUUCUGUAAGUUUUGAAAUCGGUCAGAAUGAAUAAAACAUGAUGAUCUCACCCA
Molecule: messenger RNA, 3080 nt
Organism: Triplophysa dalaica
Lineage: Eukaryota; Metazoa; Chordata; Actinopteri; Cypriniformes; Nemacheilidae
Gene: dnaaf11
Product: dynein axonemal assembly factor 11
Exons: 12
Biological process (GO): outer dynein arm assembly
Cellular component (GO): cytoplasm
Molecular function (GO): protein binding
Source: RefSeq, a predicted model, not a curated record